Messenger RNA from Chelonoidis abingdonii (Abingdon island giant tortoise), 931 nucleotides. The record is from RefSeq and is a predicted model, not a curated record. Lineage: Eukaryota; Metazoa; Chordata; Testudines; Testudinidae.
GCCUGUAACAGCGUCUCUAGCCUGAGUGUCGCUGAGCGACAAUGGGGCCAGCAACUGGGGCUGCUGAGAGUGAAGUGCGGCUGCAGGAGUUGCGUGUUGAUGGCAAUGGAGACCUGGAGGCUGGUGGGGAGCCAGAACCUCGUCAUAACUGCAUGAAAAGUCAAACCGGUCCAGUUGUGGUUGCACUGAUAGUUGUAUCAUCUGCUUUGAUCGCUGCCAUCAUUGCUGUGGCAGUGCUGGCAUCUAAGCUUUCAUCAGCUGAUCGGUGGCCCUCUGCUGGGCCCACAUGCCCGGACGGCUGGAUCGGGUACCGAGGGAAAUGCUACUAUUUCUCCGAGACUGAAGGGAACUGGACCUACAUUGAGAGACACUGCUCCUCCUUUGGUGCCUCCCUGGCUGGGAUCGACAGUGAGCAGGAGUUGAUGUUCCUGGUGCGCCAUAAGGAUAUCCAUGACCACUGGAUCGGCCUCCGGAGGGAGCAGGGGCAGCCCUGGAAAUGGACCAACAGCACCGAAUUCAACGACCUGUUUCGGAUAAGAGGAGGCGGUGACUGCGCAUAUCUGAAUGACGAGAAAGGGGUCAGCAGCUCACGGUGCUACAUGGAAAGGCGGUGGAUCUGUAGCAAACCUGAGGUGUAUGUGACGGGAAAAGGGACUGCACUGGAAGGGAGCUCAAAAUAAGCCUCCUAGAAAUGACACUGAUACAACUCAUACCUACUUGAAUGAAUCAUGUCCCCGUUCAUCAGCCUGGCCAAGAUCUCAAAAUCGGGCAGUGGGGCCCUCAAGCAAUAAGUGUGUGUCAUUUAAACUGUGGAUUCUUUGUAUAUACCUUCUGCUUCUGAACCUUUAAACUCAGGGACACAUUGUCAGGCUUCUCUCUGCAGCUGAGAGGGCGAGAUCUUAUGAGAAGGAGUCUCAGCCACAUGCUGGGG